Alligator mississippiensis (American alligator) is the source of this 10643-nucleotide messenger RNA. It is a transcript of the gene ADGRL1, whose product is annotated as adhesion G protein-coupled receptor L1. Bases 2737 to 7041 code for a protein of 1434 amino acids. The record is from RefSeq and is a predicted model, not a curated record. The transcript is spliced from 20 exons. Gene Ontology annotation, biological process: adenylate cyclase-activating G protein-coupled receptor signaling pathway; cell surface receptor signaling pathway; heterophilic cell-cell adhesion. Lineage: Eukaryota; Metazoa; Chordata; Crocodylia; Alligatoridae. Gene Ontology annotation, cellular component: postsynaptic density; presynaptic membrane; axon. Gene Ontology annotation, molecular function: G protein-coupled receptor activity; carbohydrate binding; latrotoxin receptor activity.
AAGGGGGGGUGCGUUUUAACCAUUUAUGUCUCAGCGCCUUUUUUUAGCUCCUUCAGGGGGAAAAUAAUCUCGGCAGCCCACUUCUCCGUCUUUUCUAUCCCUCCAUCGAGGUCCUCUGCUCCGCUAGCCCCGUUUCCAUGACAACCAAUUGGGUACCUCAGUCUACCUCAUUCACCGCCUCGCUCUCUCUCUCCUCUUGGUUUCCGUUCUGUCUCUAUUAUUAUUAUUAUUAUUAUUAUUAUUAUUAUUAUUAUUUUCCCCUUAGUUCCUGCUUUUUCCCCAAAAAAGGAUGACCCCCCCCUUCCCAAAAUGGCCUUUUUUGUUUGUUUGUUUGUUUGUUUGUUUGUUUGUUUUAACUCCAGUAAUGGGGGAAAUUGUCUCAAAUCAUGGGCAAGGGAAGGGACUCCGAGAGGCAUCAACCUCUGUAGCUGUUGGGCCCCUCUACAUUGGGUGUCACCAGAGGGGUGUAAGUCACUGGCUGCAAUUGCUCAGGUGCUUAAGUACCUGCUUAAUUUAUGCACCUGCCCUGUGCGUGAGGUGGGUGCCAGGACGCAGCUGGCUGAGGGACAGGGAAUGGGCAGGUGCUGAGAGCUAACUAUGCACUUUGAUCCAGUUAGGACCAAAGGGGCUUCAGUUCCUGUUCAAAGCAGGGUUAUUUAUUAGUAUUAUUACUAUUAUUAUUGUUGUUGUUGUUAUUGCUAUUAUUACUAUUCAGCUAGCAUACAUCAUCAUCCAAUUAAUAUGCAACCACAUUUUAAAUAGGUCUUAUUGGGGCCUGUGCAGAUGCUUAAAGCUAAGCACUUGCUGAAAACUAAUUGAAAUAAAGAGGAUUUUAGUUCACAUGCAAGGAAUUGUUGUUAUGCAACUGCAUUUUAAAUAGGUCUAACUUGGAACAUAGGCACAAACUUAGAGCUAAGCACAUACUUAAAUCUAAUUGAAAUUAAGAGGACAAUACUUAAUGUUCAAAGAGAGGUUAUUAUUAUGUAUUAUAUAUUGGUGACGAUUAUGAUGAUGAUGGCAGUAUGAAGUAACAUUUUCAAUAUGUUCCACUGGAAGAAAAGCACAUGCUUAAAACUAAUUGAAACCAAAGGGCUUUUAGCAUUUGUUGUUGUUGUUGUAAUAAAUAUAAUCAUCCAAUCACCAUGCAACAAUAUUUUAAAUAGGUCUUACUGGAAUAUAAGCACAAACUGUUUAGCAUGAGCUAAGCUCAUGCUUACAUAAGUGAAAUCAAGACAAUGGUAGUACACAUGUACAAACCUAUUAUUACACAUGUUUUACAUGUAGUAGUAGUAAUAAUAAUAAAAAUAUGCAGUAGCACUUUAAAUAUGUUCCACUACAAAAUAAGCAUAUGCUUGCAUCUAAGUGGAACCUAUGGAAUUUUAGCAAAGAUUAUUAUUAUUUCCACCAGUUCUCAAGACUUUAAUUACCUCCUACUGGCUUAUAAGCACAUGCUUGUCUGAUAGAAAUUGUUGGUAUUUUAGCCCACACACAAAGUAUGAUUAUCAUUAGUAUGAUCAUUAGCAUUGUUGUUAAUUAUUCUUAAUAAUAAUUAAAAGCAAUAUUAAUGCUGACUGAUUGCCACUAAUGAUUUAAUAAUAACCAUGAUAAUGAUGAUGAUAUCACUGUUCCAUGGGACCCCCUUGGAACAUAAGCACGUGCUUAAAGGUAAGCACUUGCUAAAAUCCAAGUCAGCAGGACUUCAGCUCCCAAUUAGUUAUUACUGUUGCUGUUGUUUUAUGAUGAUGACAAUUCGGGACAUGAGGAGCCUUUCAGCAGGGCCCCUGAGAACCCAACACCCCCCUGCUUAAAGUUAAGCACGUGCUUAAAUCCAAGUAAGCAGGACUUGAGUUAUUCUUAUCAUUAUUCGGGACAUGAGGAGCCUUUCAGGCCCCUAAGAACCCAACACCCUGCUUAAAGCUAAGCCGGUGCCUAAGCACCCUCCCAAGCCAGGGCUCUGCCCUGCGCCCUCCUGAGCUCCUAAAGCCCCUUCCCCACCCCACCCCGCCUAUGGCUGCUUCUCCUUUCUUUUCGGUUCCUCAGUGAUGCUUCUGCUUUCCUCCCGUCUCCUCCUUGCCUCUGUUUUAACCCUCCAAGUGCCGUGCUAAUGAGACACCGUGGAACUAAAAAUAAGCAAACCGAACCAUAAAUAACCCCUCCCACCCCAUCCCUUUAUAUAUAUAGAUACAUUUUAUAUAUAUAAAGCCCGGCUUUUAUUUUGAAUCGAUAACCAGCCGCUCUGAGUGUUACUAACCACCACGGGCCUUUGCGUUGAUUUUUCUGUUGACUUCUGAUUAAUUUGGGUUCUUCCCUCCUGGUUUUGUUUCCAAUCUCACCUGGGGGUCGGCAUUUCCUUGUGAAUUGUUUUCUGCCUGUCAAACCCCGGCCCAGCUGCAGUCACGCCCUUGAUCCGUUAUUGUUGGGAAGAGGAGGAGGGGGCUGAGAAAUUCCACAUACCCCCCCUGCACCCCCCCUGCACCCCCAGCUUUGCAUUCAGGGCUCUUGUUUUGUAUUUUAAUUCUGGCCCUUGGACUGUAAGUAAUCGCCGCUGAUGGGGCUGGAGGCCAUGAACGGAGACAGUUAAUGAGCUGAUCUUCAUUAAGAACCAAACGAAUGCCAAAAAGCAAACCAAAUAGCCAGGCUUGAUUCUUCCCAUCUCUCUCUCUCUCUUUCUUUCUCUCUCUGUCUGGGGUGGAUGUGUCUGGGCUGGGGACUUUGGGGGCGGGGAGUGCUAUUUCAAUGAUUUCUUUCCCCACAGGUGCUACCCAGGAGGUCAUGGGUUCGAAACUCACCCAGGCCAGGUCCUGGAUUUUUCCCUGGGCGUGGGGGAGCGGUGAAUUGAUUGUUUCCUUGUCCAUUUUUGAGCCAACUCCCACGGGUGUGUUCUCUCCCUUCAACCUCACAUGGAACCACCUUCCCCUCCUCGUUAACCCUGUUUCUCCUCCUGCCAGGCACCAUCCACCUUCUCCAUCUCACCCACCACCCCCAGCCUGGACCAUGGGGCCUCCUCCCUCAGCCUUCUUCGUGUGCCCGGGGACGCUACAGAAGGUGCUGGAGGCCACAUCAACGCAUGAGUCGGAGCACCAGGCAGGGGCGUGGUGCAAGGACCCACUGCAAGCAGGUGACCGCAUCUACGUGAUGCCAUGGGUGCCAUACCGCACGGACACGCUGACCGAGUACGCCUCGUGGGAUGAUUAUGUGGGUGCCCGCCACACCACCACCUACCGCUUGCCCAACCGUGUGGAUGGCACUGGCUUUGUGGUGUACGAUGGUGCUGUCUUCUACAACAAGGAGCGGACGCGCAACAUUGUUAAGUAUGACCUGCGCACACGCAUCAAGAGUGGUGAGACUGUCAUUGCCACAGCCAACUACCACGACACCUCGCCCUAUCGCUGGGGCGGCAAGACUGAUAUCGACCUGGCUGUGGACGAAAGCGGGCUGUGGGUCAUCUAUGCCACCGAGGCCAACAGUGGGCGCCUGGUGGUGAGCCAGCUCAACCCCUACACACUGCGCUUUGAGGGCACUUGGGAGACAGGUUACGACAAACGGGCGGCCUCUAAUGCCUUCAUGGCAUGUGGCGUGCUGUAUGUGGUGCGCAGCGUCUAUGUGGACGAUGACAGUGAGGCAGCCGGCAACCGCGUGGACUACGCCUUCAACACCAAUGCCAACCGUGAGGAGCCCGUGGGCCUAGCCUUCCCCAACCCCUACCAGUUCGUCUCAUCUGUGGACUACAACCCCCGCGACAACCAGCUCUACGUGUGGAACAACUACUUUGUCGUGCGCUACGCCCUCCAGUUUGGGCCCCCUGAUCCUAGUGCUGGCCCAGUGACUUCGACACCACCCAGCACAACAGUGGCACCAGCACGGCCCACACCAGCCACAACCACAGCAGCACCGGCAGCCAGCACUACAGCACGCCGGGCCCCACUCACUACCCACCCUGGUGGUGCUAGCAACCAGAAGGGUACAGAGCCAGCACCUGCCACAGCCACAGCUGCAGCCCCGAGUACACGCCGCCCACCUGCCCCUGGCCAGCACAGUGCCCCCGAGCUCUUCUGCGAGCCCCGCGAGGUGCGCCGUGUCCAGUGGCCUGCCACGCAGCAGGGCAUGCUGGUUGAACGGCCCUGCCCCAAGGGUACUCGAGGCAUCGCCUCCUUCCAGUGCCUGCCCUCAUUGGGGAUCUGGAACCCGCGUGGUCCUGACCUCAGCAACUGCACCAGCCCCUGGGUCAACCAGGUAGCCCAGAAGAUCAAGAGCGGGGAGAAUGCGGCAAACAUCGCAGGUGAACUGGCCCGCCACACGCGUGGGCCCAUCUACGCUGGCGACGUCAGCUCAUCAGUGCGACUCAUGGAGCAGCUGCUCGACAUCCUGGAUGCACAGCUCCAGGCACUGCGGCCCAUCGAACGCGAGUCAGCUGGCAAGAACUACAACAAGAUGCAUAAGAGAGAGCGAACCUGCAAAGACUACAUCAAGGCGGUGGUGGAGACGGUGGACAACCUUCUGCGGCCUGAGGCGCUGGAGUCAUGGAAGGACAUGAACGGGACAGAACAGGUGCACACAGCUACCAUGCUGCUGGAUAUCUUGGAGGAGGGUGCCUUCCUGCUGGCCGACAAUGUCAAGGAGCCCGCCCGCUUUGUCACCUCCCGCCAGAACGUCGUGCUGGAGGUGACGGUGCUGAACACGGAGGGGCAGGUGCAGGAGCUGGUUUUCCCGCAGGAGCUGGGGGGCGAGAACUCCAUCCAGCUCUCAGCCAACACCAUCAAGCAGAACAGCCGCAACGGUGUGGUGAAGGUGGUGUUCAUUCUGUACAACAACCUGGGGCUGUUUCUGUCUACGGAGAAUGCCACAGUGAAGCUGAGUGGGGAUGCGGGUGCCCUCAGCCCCGCCCUUGUCGUCAACUCCCAGGUCAUUGCCGCCUCCAUCAACAAAGAGUCCAGCCGUGUCUUCCUCAUGGACCCUGUCAUCUUUACCCUUGCCCACCUCGAGGCCAAGAACCACUUCAAUGCCAACUGCUCGUUCUGGAACUACUCGGAGCGCUCCAUGAUGGGCGCCUGGUCCACGCAGGGCUGCCGGCUGCUGGGCACCAACCGCACCCAUACCACCUGCGCCUGCAGCCACCUCACCAACUUUGCUGUGCUCAUGGCCCACCGCCAGAUUUACCAGGGACGCAUGAAGGAGCUGCUACUGUCGGUGAUCACAUGGGUGGGCGCCGUCAUCGCCUUGGUCUGCCUGGCCAUCUGCAUCUCCACCUUCUGCUUCCUGCGGGGGCUGCAGACUGACCGCACCACCAUCCACAAGAACCUCUGCAUCAGCCUCUUUCUUGCUGAGCUCCUCUUCCUUGUUGGCAUUGACAAGACACAGUACGAGGUGGCCUGCCCAAUCCUGGCAGGGCUGCUGCACUACUUCUUCCUGGCAGCCUUCUCAUGGCUGUGCCUGGAGGGUGUCCACCUCUACCUGCUGCUGGUCGAGGUGUUUGAGAGUGAGGCCUCACGUCGCAAAUACUACUACCUGGGCGGGUACUGCUUUCCUGCACUCGUUGUGGGCACCGCCGCCGCCAUUGACUACCGCAGCUAUGGCACUGACAAGGCCUGCUGGCUCCGUGUGGAUAACUACUUCAUCUGGAGCUUCAUCGGGCCUGUUUCCUUCGUCAUCGUGGUGAACCUCGUGUUCCUCAUGGUCACAUUGCACAAGAUGAUCCGCAACACGUCUGUGCUCAAACCUGACUCCAGCCGCCUGGACAAUAUCAAGUCAUGGGCACUGGGAGCCAUCGCGCUGCUCUUCCUGCUGGGGCUUACAUGGGCCUUCGGCCUCCUCUUCAUCAACAAGGAGUCUAUCGUCAUGGCCUAUCUCUUCACCACCUUCAAUGCCUUCCAGGGCAUGUUCAUCUUUGUGUUCCACUGUGCCCUGCAGAAGAAGGUGCACCGGGAGUUCAGCAAGUGCCUGCGCCACGCGUCCUGUUGCCUGCGCAGCCCCCCUGGUGCCACCCUCAGCUCCCUCAAGACCUCAGCCAUUCGGAGCAACAACCGCUACUACACUGGCACCCAGAGCCGGAUCCGCCGGAUGUGGAAUGACACAGUGCGCAAGCAGACGGAGUCCAGCUUCAUGGCCGGGGACCUCAACAGCACCCCCACCCUCAACCGAGGAACCAUGGGCAACCACCUGCUGACCAACCCAGUGCUGCAGACCCGUGGGGGCACCAGCCCCUACAACACGCUCAUUGCUGAGUCUGUGGGCUUCAACCCCGCCUCACCCCCUGUCUUCAACUCCCCAGGGAGCUUUCGUGAGUCCAAGCACCCCCUGAACAACACCCGCGAUGCCUGUGGCAUGGACACGCUCCCACUCAACGGCAACUUCAACAACAGCUACUCGCUGCGCAGCGGGGACUUUGCGCCUGAGACCACCAAGGGCCCCGAGGUCCGGCGGGGCCUGCCGGAUGCUGCUGCCUUCGAGAAAAUGAUCAUCUCUGAGCUGGUGCACAACAAUCUGCGCGGAGGCGGGGGCAGCGGCACAGCCAAACCAGCUCCCCCUGCACCCCCCACUGGUGACCCAGGCAACCCCCCCGGGGCUGCCAGCGAAGAUGCCCCCCCACCGGGCACCGCUCCCCCGGAGCCCAGCCACGAGGAGACGCUGGAGAUUGAACUCAUGUACAAGGCACUAGAGGAGCCGCUUCUGCUGCAGCGCGCCCAGUCCAUCCUGUACCAGAGCGACCUGGAGGAGUCAGAGUCCUGCACAGCCGAGUUGGCCGAGGGCGCCGAGGGCCAGGCCCCCUCGCCCAACCGGGACUCUCUGUACCCCAGUAUGACCAACCUGCGGGACUCUCCAUACCCGGACAGCAGCCCUGAGGCCCUCGGGGAAGUCCUGCCACAUGCCCAAGCCAUCAACGAGAUCUACUACACCAACCGGCCCAGCCUGGGCCCCCGUGGCCAGCUCCAGGCCUACUACCAGGUCCGGAGGCCCAGCAAUGAUGGCUACCUGGUGCCUGCUGGGCUCGAGGGCCCUGUGCCCGAGGGCGAUGGGCAGAUGCAGCUGGUCACCAGCCUCUGAAGGCUGGGCAGGGACUGAGGAGCCCCUCCCCCAGUCCCCUCUCCCCUCAUUUGCUUUUAAUUGCCCCCCUGGAGCGGCCAAGAGGAGGCAGCGCAGUGGUGGGGGUGCAGUUGCGCCAAGACCUAUGGUCGUUUUCUUUCCCCCCUCCUGGCGCCCUGAAGGGAGUGGUGGUGCCAAGGCCAGUGGCCAUUUUGUGUCUCCUCCCUCCCACUGCCAUUCCUUGGUGUUACCCAUCACAAGUAGGCUUCGUUAAGGGGUUUGACACCAAGCUUCGAUGAGGAGGAGUGGGGAGGAAGGAUGCAGGCUGGACACGCACGGCUCUGGCUUCUCCUUUUUGCUCAACUCCAUUUUUUUGGCAGGAAGGCUGAAAAGGAGGGGGAAAUUCACUUUUUUCGGGGAGGGGGGGAUGAUUUUUUUGAAGAGGUCAAAGCCAUGGGGGGCAGGUGGGCACCCUGCUUUGGGGGCUGCCCCCUGGUGAUGCUGAGAGGGACUGUAAGGAGAGCAAGGCAGAGAGGGCCCCACUGACAGGCAGGGGUUGGGGGCAUCUCUUCCCCUCCCCCCCCCCGCCCCCCAUUUUGUUUUCUACAUUCUUUGCCAAAAAAAAAAGGAAAAAAAUUAAUAUAUAUAUAUAUAUAUAUAUUAAAAAAAUUGCUAUAUAUCUAUAUCUAUAUCUACAGAGAGAGAGCUAUAGCCAGGGAGAGACAUAGCUAGGCCAGGGGUGGGCAGAGAUGGCCCAUAGCUCCCAGUAUUUGCCCCCAUGGUGCUGGGGGGGGGGACUGGUUCGCACACUGCCUUUUCCCUCAGCUCCUGCUAUCUUCCUGAGGGGGUGCAUGGUGCCAUGGCCACUGCCUUGAAUGGGGGGGGGAGGUGUUGCCUUCUUUUCAUGUCCUCUCUGCCCCGCCUCCCCCCGUAGCUUUCCGGGGGCGUUGGAGCCUCUAGAAGUCGUGUGUGCAUGUGGAGGGGGAGCUAACACUGCCCUCAGCCACACUGCUCCGUCCCUGCGUCCGUCUGUCCUUUCCACUCUUGCUGGGGUCUAGAGAAGGGGAGGGGGGUAAGGAUUAUGGGAGUGGGGGUGGCAGUCAGGUGCCACAAAGGGCUGCUGGAGCUGAACUCAUUUCCCCUCUCCCAUGUUGGAUGCUGAGUGGGGGAAAAAAAAGACCCUACACAAAUUGAGGGGAGAAAAAGCAGAAAAGCAAGGGAAAAAAUGAACCGAUUCCCUCCCUCUUCCCCCCACCCCCCCAGCCUGGACCCCCCCCACCCUUUGUGUUUUGUUUUGUUUUUUUUCUUUCCAAGGUGGGGAAAAAAAAAAAGCAGAGCUCCCCCACGUCAACAUGGACUCCCUCUUGAAGCACAAAGCAAAAUUCUCCUCCUGGGGCUGGAGACCCCUCCAAGGCGCCGUUUUGGGGGGAGGGUGGCGGGAGGCACUGUUUUUUUGUGGAGGGGGGUGCAGAAAUGCUGUAAAUAUUGCAAAUAAGGGGGGGGGGGGAGUACAAAAGAAGGUGGGAAAAACUGUUCCCUCAGCGCCCACCACAAGGGACCUACCGCGUGUCCAUGUGUCUGUCUGUGCCCCGUCCCCUCGAGGCACAUGUGCGUCCGCCGUGCCGUGGCCACCCCCAUCCCCUGCACCCUCCCCUGCUGGCCCACAGGCGGAUUUUUAUGAUCAAAAAACAAAAAAAAGAAAAAAUGGGAAAAAGACAAAAAAGCAACAACCCCCCCCCCACAAACCAACAACAAAAAAGGAGAAACGAACUGUUUUUGGCACAAUUUUUAUGUAAUAUAUAACCAAGAACGCGCCAUGUCUGUGACUCGCCACAUCCCUUGCCACCCCCACCUGGCCGCAAGUGGCCCCUUUGGUUCGUCUGGCUGGCUAUGAGGCUGCCACCUCCCCCGCGGGACCUGGGCCCAAGGACAAUGGGGCUGUGGGAUAGGGGCUGAUAGGAGUGGAGUAGUGUAGACAGGGCUGCUCCGUCGACUGAUUUACACCUGCCGAGGGGGUGUUCCUGGCUCCUUGGCCCUGCUUGGGGGGGAGGUGGCCUCUGGGCAUGGUGCUCCCCCCUUUUACCCUGGUGAGGCCUUGGCAUGGGGUCUGUGGACCCCCUUUGUGUCCUGUUCCCCUCCCCCAUAGCUGAGGGCCACCUUCUGGCAUGAGGCAGCUCCCUCCCCACCACUCCCCAUGCCCACCCUUCAUGGGAGCUGAAGAUAAUGGCUGGUCCAGGCCCCCCACCCCGGUUUGGGCUGCAAGGCCUUCUGUGAAAUCUAAAGCAGUGCCCUCCUGCACUAUGGUGGGGGUUCAGUGUGCAGGACCCCACCCCCAAUAGCCCUCUCCCCAACCCCCUGGGCUUUAAGCCUCUCACAAGUGCAAUGAGUUAUAGGGCCAGGCUGGGCUCAGCUCCAGGGGAGCUGCCUUCCAGGGCAAAGGGGGAAGCAAAGAUGCCCUGGCGAAAGGAUUUGCCUCUUCUACCCCAGUCUCCCCACUGGGGGAUAUCGGUGCAAGAGGCAGGGCUAUAGCAGAGGAACCAGAGCUUCACCAUAGGAUUGACAGGAGAGCCUGGCCACCAGCGCUGCUCAAUACCAGCCCCUGGUUUGACAGUUGCUGCCUCUCUGCCUGGGGCACCUGGGCCUUCUGCUCCAUGUCCUGUUGGUAACUGCCGGCCAUGGAGACCCCACCUCAAUCGUGUCACAGCCCAGGUGGGAUCACACCUCUGGGCACCAUGAAGUGGUCCUGGCCCCUUUCAAAAGGGAAGAGAAGCUCAGAGCCCUCCAAUCAGCUCCUAGCUCUUGUCUCCCACUACCAAUAAAGGCCUAGGCCUCCCCCUUCCUGCCAGAGCUCUUCUCAGUGAUUGGGUGCCUGCUAGCCAAUCACAGGGGAGGUGGGGUUAUCACCUGGGUGCCACCCCCCAAUUGUCUCCAAGUUUCAUCUGCCCUGCCCUGUGUUCAAGUCCCCUUCUCCAUCCCUCCUAGACCCAGGUGGGGCUGGGGGGUCCCUUCAUCUGCCCCUCAGGGGGUACCUGGGUCUCAAGAUGAUCUGGUGGUAGCUGAGGCUGGGGUGGGGGGAACCCAUCACUGCCCCCCUCCCUCCCCCCCCUCAGGGUCACUGGUGCAACUGAAUACCAAAUAAACCAGAGCAUUCAUUGCCUGCACUGCAGUCCGAGGGGAGCCAGCCCACACUGCACCAGGUGCUGUACAUAUACCCCCAUGUCGGCCUCAGCAGCAAGCCUGGGAGGGGAAACUGAGGCACAAAGCUAUGCUGGGCUGAGUGGGGGAACAGAACCCAGGCAUCUGGGCUCCCCUAUGCUGGUACCUCAUAGGCUGGGCGGCCUCUUUCCAGAGUCAUCUUUGUCCCAGUCCCUUCACCUGUCUGGGGUUGGGGGGGGUGGCUCAGCUGGUGCCUUGGGGCUCCCCCCACCCCCCAUCGCUGCGUCCCCUGUCUGUCCGUUUUCGAUAUGCCAAACCAACGUUGGGUCGAGUGCAUUAAACCGAACAAACGGCUCCGGCGCCACGGGGCUGGUGGCAGGACAGGCCACGGGCCCCGUGCCCUGGUCACGGACCUGCCCCAGCCGCUGCCCGCUGGGCCUACAAUAAAGGAACUGAGAUUUCUUGGA